Molecule: messenger RNA, 4391 nt
Organism: Caenorhabditis auriculariae
Lineage: Eukaryota; Metazoa; Nematoda; Chromadorea; Rhabditida; Rhabditidae
Source: the annotation of a GenBank genome assembly
AUGGGUGUAAUUCUUGGAAUAAAAUUGAUUCUACGCGACCGAACUCAUUUCCAUCGAAACUCGUCUCGUCGGCUGAUGUCAGUCAACGGAACUUCUCGAAUAUUUCACACCGUUCUCGACGACAGUCGCGACUUUUUCCAGUGGAUCCUCGGGUGUCGCUACAUCCGAAAAGAGUCAGGCAUCGUGGACGGGUAGCUUGCGAAAAAGACCUUUCAACAAAGUUUUUUCUAGACUGAAGACAUUUUUCCACUUUUCGAAGCCCCAGUACUUGACGAUAGAAGAAAAUAAUGCAAAUUCGACAUUCUUUCUCAUCGAGGAGCCACAGACGCUCAAUAGCAAACUUGCCGUGUGAUUUUUUGAAUUUUUUAAUUUGAGGCAAUAAUGGUGGGUUGAAGAGAGUGUAGAGAAAGAGAGGCUUUUUUUUCUCUAGCGUUUCUUCAGCCAUACUGAUCUUUCGCUUCUUCUAUUCGAGAUUUUAGUCCUUCUGGGGGAUAUCAAGAGACUACAGAGAAUCAUUUCUAGUUCUCUGGAGUCUCUUCAGACUCUCUGUACUCUCGUUUUUCCCUUUUUGAAGAAAUUGAAGAUUUGUAGAGCAACUGCAGUAUGAAGAGACCUCAGAGAAAGAUAUUUUUAUUUCUCUGGCGUCUCUUCAAGUACGCUUAUCUCUCAGCAGAUUUUCCAAUCCUCAACAAAUUUCAAACCUCAGAAAAGCUCAUAAGCCCUAGUCAUACAAAAAAGAACAGUUAAAAAAAUACUUCGAGACCCUUGCCUAUUUCUUAACUAUGCUCCUUUAAAGUUAUCUUUUCAGAGUCCUCGGUAUAGUCGUGGCUAUUUUUGUCCUUUUCCUCAUCUCCGACACAAUUCUCAACUUUUAUCGAUCGAUUUUUAGCAUCAACGAUCCUCCCUCAGUAUAUAUUCUUCUCAAAGAAAGUAAAAUAAACUUGAAAUCAAAUCCAGGGAAUUUCGACCCCAGUGAAUCUGUCGCCGAAAAACAGCGUCCAAUUCCAGCUGCCAAUGAACCGAACAUCGGUUUUGAUGAAUGAGCCGGUUAAUUGUGUCUAUAUCCGGCCCAGUACCCCUCCGUCAACCAAACCGGUUUGAAAACCUGAAAUCACAGUUUUUUUAAAGAUUGAAUUAUCAAAAGUUGAACAGGUUAUCAUGGGUAUUUUUGAAUAUUUUUUUCAAGAAGCUCAAAAAAUUACUGAUUUUCUGAGUUUUUACUUUUUCAAACCAUGUUUCAUACCGCCAAAAAGCAAUUGAAUGACUUCUUGGAACUGAAAAGUUGAAAUAAAACACUUUUUUUAUUAAUAAAUAAUUUUUUUCUUUCAUCUUAAUGUUUCGUUUGAUUUAAAUUUUUUUGACUACGUUUUUUUACAUAUAGGGGCUCUUUUUGAUUAUUAGACGGUUUAGAAAAAUUCUAAUAAUCAGUUUUUUUAUCUACUAAAAUUAGUGGGAAUUUUUUUGAAAAAAACUACUUUUGAUUUAGACAUCAUUUUUCAAGGCUUUUUUUGUGACUUUCUAAAAAAAGAAAUUUCAAAUUGAGUGAAAUUUUUGAAAAAAAUAAAAAAAAGUACUGCUUAUGUUGAGGGAUAAUAUUUUAGACCGCAAAAAUUUUUUUCUCUGAAUAUGAGAACUUCAGUAGUUUCUGUGGUUUUUUUAGCUUCCGUUUUUUUCAAUAAUGAAGAUCGUGAGCCUCGGUUCAGUGCUACAGAUUUUAAAAAAGCUUAGUUUAUCUUUUAUUUUUGAGGAAAUGUUUGUGAAUUUCUGGGUUUAGUUGCAGCAACAAAGAUCCAUGGGGUUGCCGCUUUCCUCCAUGUCGCCGACCAGUUCCAUCGCUUCUCCAAUUCAAGUUCAGAUGGCCGUUUCCAAGUAUCUUUCUGUUCGAAAAAACUCUUAUGUGGAUUUCAGAGAAAAAGAAGUAGUCCAUGAGCAAGUCAAAGCGACGGCUACAGCUUCAGUUUCACAAGAAGCCAAGGUUUAUCUUUAGAUUUUAUGAGAAAAUGAAAAAAAAAUGUAAAAAUAAAAUGAAAAAAAGGUUUUUUUCUAAUUUGAAAGUGUUAAUCGAGUCCAUUUUUGGAAGAAUGAGCUAGUUUUAUCAAAUACUCAAAGCCACUAUAAAGUCCAGUUAAAAGCCUUGAAAGCCUAUCCGCUGCUUCAAAACGCUUCCGACCAGAAACGACUUGCGCUUGAUGGCAUGGAAAAGCAUCUCUUUUGAACUUACUCUUUGGUUUAUUUUUUUUUUUUUGGCUAUAUUUAUACAGUAUUGUAACUGAGGGAAAUAAUCAGAAAUCUCAACAUUUCAAAAAAAAAAUAUUGAGUAGAUUUUCCGAAUCUAAAUAAAAAGUUCUUCCAUAAAACGUAAAUCAGAGACGAUUUUUUACUGCCUUUAACAAAGAUUUUCCUCAGAGUUUCAAAAAGUUCUUUUCCAGAAAGCCGAGCCAGCAAAAUCCAACGAUUCUUGGCGCAAGAUCUGCGAAGGGAAGAGCCCAGUCCAGAAUCCCAUACAGAAAAUCCAAAAGAAAGCGAAAAAAGACGACGACACUGUGGACAUGGACUCGCCUUCCGAACGUGACGUCACCAUCGACGAGAGCCUCACUUCACCUCAAACUCCUUCUGAUGUCAAGAAAACCAGACCUUCCGCGGGGGCUGAUGAGGGUUUCAACAAUAUUGGCCUCGAUGAUCUGCCUUUUGACCUUCUUGAGAUUCUGAACUGGGCUUUGGUUUCGGUUAGUUCGGUCUUAUGUCUUAUGAGGCAAGAAAUAGACAUCUGAUAAAUCUUAAGGAGGACAACUGCUUUAUUUUUCAGAACAAUGAGCAGAAAGAAGCUUCGGUGGAAGAACUGCGCGAAAUCCAAGACAUCAUGGGCCAAAGUUCCGAAGAAGAUGUGCGUCAAGAAACGGACAAAGGCCCUUCUGGAAAGUGUUACGAUAAAAUUGACGAUCUUCUGGAAGUUAUACGAGCUUCAAUUGACACAGCUCCUUUCUCUCCUUCAACUGCUCAACUGGAAACUGAAGCCUCACUCCUAAAAUCCCCCAAGAUACAUUGGAAUCAAGAAAAGAAUCAGAAAGAGCAAUCGGAUAUUGUCUUCAAAAACUACAAUAUUCUGGAAGAUGGAUCAGAUAGAAGUUUCGCGUCUGGAGACGCUUCCGAAGUUGUUUCGGAACUAUCAAUUGAAGAAGAAGAAGAAGAAGAAGAAGAAAUUGAAGGAAUCGUGGCGAAAACAAACGGAUGAGGAGCGCUUCGAUAUUUUAAUCGAUGGUGAUUUUUUCAAUUUUUAAUUGAAAGUUGAGCAUAAUUUUCAUUUUUCUUUGCUAGCUGGCGUCUCUAAAAGGGCUUUUUCGAAACUUAUUUCUAAUUUUUGAAGUUUGUUUCCUUUUUUCAAAAAAAAAAAAAUGGAACCGCAAAAAUUUAUCUGAUUCACAGCUGGCUUCUAAAAAAAGGUCUUGACACGAUAAUAAAAUACACAGUGCAUGGUUUAUGGAGAGCGCAGACAGGUCAUUUCCAAGCUAGCCGUGAAUCGACUCGAUCCAGUCCCAUUUUUUGAGAUUUUGCUUUUAAUUUAAGUUUGAAUGGUCAUAGUUUUGGGUGAUAAGAAAUGGAUUCACUAUUCCGAAAUGAUUACGAUAGUUUCGUUCAGAAUCACCGUUUUUCACCGACUCGGAGACGUUCACGACAGGUUGCGUCAAAGUUUCCGAAGAAUGUCAAGGAUCUGCCGUCGUUCGCUUCCGCUGGACUGAUUCAGCGGCGCAAAAUGUACUUUCAUUCAUCUAAAAUUUGAUUUUUCUGGUCCAAAUUUUAGUGGGAAUUGCUAGGUACACAAAAAUCGGAAUUUGAGCUGCUCGCCUUCACAUAAAGCUAUUGAAAGUUGAAAAAAAAAGUUUUUUGGGAAAAAAAUGAAUAUAUUCGUCGCUUCUCAAAGCAAAAAAAAAAAAUUCUUCAAACAAUUUUUAACAACUACAAGUUCGAUUUUUUUUUUUCGAGUACUCUGACCUGGACUUAUUCAAUAGUGAACCAUGAAAUGGAGAAACUGAUUCCUUUUUCCGUCAAUCGGUUAUAUGACAGAAAAAUACAAGCGAGAGAGUGUGGAAGUUGAAGAGAGUCUUGAAUAAAUUCCACCUGCGUCUAUUGAGAUCCCACACUCUCUCUUUUCGAAUAAUCAAAAUUUGAAUGUGAUCAAAAACGGGAGAAAAAAGAAAUUAAGGUAACCUUGACGGGCUCAUUUUUCGGCUGGAGCUUGGAACUGCCGUUGAUCAAGUCUUCUGAUGGGUCAGUCCAAUCAUUUCCAACAUUUUUCAGAUUUUCACAUCAACAUUUCCAGAUCAUUUUUUGCGAUAUCCCUAACCUUGCCCACCGGUACACACGAAUAUAGAAUGGACAUUUCGCCCAACUAG